This is a messenger RNA of Peronospora matthiolae, 309 nucleotides long. The record is from the annotation of a GenBank genome assembly. Lineage: Eukaryota; Oomycota; Peronosporomycetes; Peronosporales; Peronosporaceae.
AUGAGCAAGUGGAUUGGCGCUACCUCUGCGCUCUUCGUUGUAGUUAGGACCCCGCGUCGCAAAAUAUGUACAGACAACCACGAGUGCCAUGUUGUGGGGGAGGUAACCUCACCCAAGGAACUCGUGCUUGCUCUUUUAUCGAUCUUGGGCGACAAGCUCAACAGCGGAAAUAAGUUGCAUGUCACCUACUCGGAAAUGCAAGCGCGACCGAAGUGCUGCAGACUGCGUGUGUGUGUUAACGGGCGAUCGACGAUCAUCAGUUUGCAGAGGAAGCGGGAUAAAGCAGCAAAAAUAGAGCUCUGGGGUUGA